ACUAGACAGAGUGCUCGGAUGCUGAACUGAGGUCAUGUAUUGAAGUUUCGUGGACUGCCUCGGGUUCACGGAGCUGACUCGCAUGGACUCGCACUCUCGCGAUCAAGUCUAUAUAAGAACCCCCCUGCUUGAGUCCCUCAUCUUCCCAGGUGGGCUUCGAAUACACAGCUCCCAUUCCCACGAAGUAUCUUCCGCAUCCGAUUCCCUUCACAUCGGCUCCAGUUGACUUCUCGUCAUGGGCAAACUUAUUCCCAAUGCGUUCAACCUUGCGGUUGUGAUUUACGUUGCUUUGGGUUCAACGGCAUGCAGCUAUGGUAUGGCCAUCAUCGGUUCAACCGUCGGUCAGCCUAGCUUCUACAAGUCUCUCAAGCUCGCACCUCAAGGAGAACCAGGCUACGAUCGCACUUCGCAGUAUAUUGGUGCCUUCAAUGGCGUCAACUCCGCAGGAUCUGCCAUUGGAGCUGCAGCUUGCGCGUACUUUGCUGAUAGACUUGGUCGGAAAGUAACCAUUCAGAUUGCCGCCGCAAUCCUCAUUGUCGGUGCCGCCAUUUGUGCAGGUUCGGUCAACAAUGCCAUGUUUAUGGUCGGUCGUGUCAUAAAUGGUCUUGGUAUUGGCGGCUUGGUGACUACGAUUCCUAUGUAUCAAGCUGAAGUCUCCACACCCGAGAGUCGAGGUUUCAUGGUAUCCAUGCACGGCGUCAUGUUCGCCAUGGGAUAUACUCUCCAAGCAUGGAUUGGCUUCGGCGUGUAUUUUAUCACCGCCAGUGGCUCGCCAUCUUCAUUCCCCUGGCGAUUCCCCAUCGCCUUUCAGAUGGUUCCAGCUGUGCUACUGCUUCUUGGCUCACCUUGGCUACCCUUCAGCCCGCGCUGGCUGAUGAUGCGUGACCGCUUCGACGAAGCUCACGAGGUCAUCAAGCGGUUACACAAGACCAAAGGUGAUCCACAUGACGCUCUCGCUCGCAAAGAGUACUAUCAGAUGAGGAAGCAGGUUGAGCUUGAUCGCCAGAUCAGGGCUACAACCUCCGGCUUCGAGAUCUUCAAGACACCUGCUAAUCGCCGGCGUGCUAUUGUGGCCUUCAUACUUAUGUGGAACAACCAGUUUACCGGCGUGCUUAUUAUUGCAAACUACGGUAUCCUGCUAUAUGUCAGUCUUGGAAUGUCCGGAUAUUGGCCUCUGCUCCUCACUUGUCUCUGGGUCACAUCAACUUUCCCAGGUAACAUCUUCUGUGCGUUUUACGUUGAGAAGUUCGGCCGCAGGAGAUUCAUGCUCAUUGGACUCACCGGUAUACUGGUAUGCCUCAUUUGCGAGAUCAUCUUGCAAGCAGAAUUCCUUGGGACGAGCAACAGAGCAGGUCAGAAUGCAGCAAUCUUUUUCUGCUUCCUCUUUAUUACUCCCUUCUGGUCAACGUUCCUCGACGCCAGCCAAUUCUUAUAUGUCUCCGAGAUAUUUCCUACACACAUACGCAGUCAGGGCAUGGCGGUUGGCAUGUCUGGCCUCUACCUUGCCGAUAUAAUUCUGCUAGUUGCGGGACCGAUCGCACUCGAGCGGAUUGGCUGGAAAUUCUUCCUGGUCUUGAUCAUACCAACUGCUCUCCACAUUUUGUUCGUUUUUUUCUUCUGCCCGGAGACCAAAGGCCGAAGUUUGGAAGACAUCAAUGCUCAGUUCGGCGAACAGGUUGCUGUGCACUGGUAUGGAGCUACAGAGGCGGAGAAAGCCGAACUUGAGCAGGCCGUAAUUCAAGAUGAGGAGAACGAACGUCGUCAUUCCACUUCUGGGGAUAAGUCGAAUACAGUGCAGCAGGAGGAGAUAUCCGGAAAGCAGGCUUAGGAGGCAAGCUUGAUACAAGGAAAGCCUGCUCUGCUGCAGGUUACCUACAGGGGUGGACCGCAUCGGCACCCAACAGCAUGAGGUUGUCAAGGUUGUGGAGAAUGGACCAGGGGGAAAGUGGACAGCGACAUUUAUAUAGGAGGCGGAUGAAUGCAGAUAUCUAGUACCGAGA
Messenger RNA from Exophiala xenobiotica, 2000 nucleotides. RefSeq lists its product as uncharacterized. Lineage: Eukaryota; Fungi; Ascomycota; Eurotiomycetes; Chaetothyriales; Herpotrichiellaceae. Gene Ontology annotation, cellular component: membrane. The transcript is spliced from 6 exons. Gene Ontology annotation, biological process: transmembrane transport; carbohydrate transport. The coding region runs from base 236 to 1828 and encodes 530 amino acids. Gene Ontology annotation, molecular function: carbohydrate:proton symporter activity. The record is from RefSeq and is a predicted model, not a curated record.